AUGGCAGCCAAGGGGAAUCACACCACCAUCACCGAAUUUGUCCUCCUGGGGUUCUCAGAGUAGGGGGAUGCCCAGGCUGUCCUCUUCAUUGUCUUCUUGGUGAUCUAUGUGAUCACUCUUCUAGGGAACCUGGGGAUGCUCGUGUUAAUCAGGCUGGAUGCCCAGCUCCACACACCCAUGUACUUCUUCUUGAGCAGCCUGUCCUUCCUAGAUAUCUGCUAUUCCUCCUUAAUCACCCCUCGACUGCUCUUGGAUCUCCUUGCAGAAAGGAAGGUAAUUUCUUACUCUGCAUGCUUCACACAGUUUUAUUUCUAUGUGGUCUUUGCCACCACCGAGUGCUACCUCUUGGCUGUGAUGGCGUAUGACCGCUACGUGGCCAUCUGCAACCCACUGGUCUAUGUCAUCUCCAUGUCCAGCAGAGUUUGCGCACUGCUGGUGGCUGGCUCAUAGCUCGUUGGGAUCAUGAAUGCCACCAUCCACGCAGGGUUUUCACUUUGGUUGUCCUUCUGUGGUCCCAACGUCAUCAACCACUUUUACUGUGGGGCCCCGCUUCAAGCCAUCUCUUGCACAGAUCCUACUGUCAAUGAGAUUAUAAUGUUCACGGUGGUUAGCUUCAACCUGUUAGUCACCAUACUGACCAUCCUCAUCUCCUACACCUACAUCUUGGCCACCAUCCUGAGAAUGCACUCAACUGUGGGGAAACGCAAAGCUUUCUCCACCUGUGUGCCCCAUCUGACUAUGGUGACCCUCAUCUAUGGAUUUAUUGCAUCCAUGUACUCACGACCCAGUUCCAGGCAGUCCAAGGAGCUCGACAAAGUGGCCUCUGUGUUUUACACUGUUGUGACCCCUAUGCUGAACCCCCUCAUCUACAGCCUGAGGAACAAGGAGGUGAAGAACACGCUGGGGAGAGUGAUGAAGAGGAAACGUUCACCUGAAAAGUAG
This is a messenger RNA of Cuculus canorus (common cuckoo), 942 nucleotides long. Its product is annotated as olfactory receptor 1020-like. Lineage: Eukaryota; Metazoa; Chordata; Aves; Cuculiformes; Cuculidae. Gene Ontology annotation, biological process: sensory perception of smell; G protein-coupled receptor signaling pathway. Gene Ontology annotation, cellular component: membrane. The record is from RefSeq and is a predicted model, not a curated record. Gene Ontology annotation, molecular function: G protein-coupled receptor activity; odorant binding; olfactory receptor activity.